CAGCAGCACCCACACUGCGCCUGGCCAAGGAAUAGAAAUUAACUAGCUUGAUGUGAAUAUGAAAGCAAUUAAUAAAAAGGAGUUUUACGCCAGGUCAACGGAAUUGGUCAAAAUUUUCAAGAGAGGAUGUAUUAAAUGUGGACGAAUGGACUUAUUUCAAGCUAGAAAAAUGGGGAUUAAAACUGGAGUUAUAUUUUGGAAUCUCGUCUUUCUAAUGAUGAUCACAUGUGUGCAAGGUUUCAUAUAUACUUGUGGUGGGACUUUAAAAGGAAAGAAUGGUACCAUAGAAAGCCCUGGUUUUCCAUACGGAUAUCCGAAUGGUGCAAAUUGUACAUGGGUAAUCGUAGCAGAAGAGGGGAACAGAAUACAGAUUGUUUUUCAGUCGUUUGCCGUAGAGGAGGAAUACGACUUUUUAUCUUUAUAUGACGGGCAUCCUCAUCCUGCAAACUUCAGGACAAGGCUAACAGGUUUCCAGAUCCCACCUCCUGUUACAAGUACUGGAUCUGUGUUUUCAUUGCGUCUUACCAGUGAUUUUGCAGUGAGUGCUCAUGGAUUUAAAAUCUAUUAUGAAGAAUUACAGAGCAGUUCCUGUGGAAAUCCUGGAGUUCCACCUAAAGGUAUCCUAUAUGGGACAAGAUUCAAUGUUGGUGACAAGAUCAGGUACAGCUGUGUGACUGGAUAUGUACUCGAUGGUCAUCCCCAGUUAACCUGCAUCACAAAUGCAGGGAAUAAUGCUGUGUGGGACUUCCCUGUUCCAAUCUGUCGAGCUGAGGACACAUGUGGUGGUACUCUCAGAGGUUCAAGUGGGAUCAUUUCAAGCCCCAAUUUCCCGAAUGAGUAUUACAAUAGUGCGGACUGUACAUGGACCAUACUUGCUGAUCCCGGAGACACCAUCUCCAUCAUUUUUACAGACUUCCAGAUGGAGGAGAAGUAUGACUACUUGGAAGUAGAAGGGUCUGAGCCACCAACCAUAUGGUUAUCUGGAAUGAAUGUACCAUCACCUAUUGUAAGCAACAAAAACUGGCUGAGGCUCCAUUUUGUAACUGAUAGCAACCACCGAUACAGAGGAUUUAGUGCCCAAUACCAAGUGAAAAGGUCCGUAGAUUUUAAAUCUAGAGGAGUAAAAUUAUUCCCAGGCAAAGACAACAGCAACAAGUUUUCUAUCUUGAAUGAAGGAGGAAUUAAACAGGCUUCCAAUUCUUGUCCAGACCCUGGAGAGCCGGAGAAUGGCAAAAGGAUAGGCUCAGACUUUAGCAUUGGUGCUACUGCUCAGUUCACUUGUGAUGAAGACCAUGUGCUGCAAGGGUCAAAAACCAUCACGUGUCAACGAGUUGCAGAAGUGUUUGCAGCCUGGAGUGACCACAGACCUGUAUGCAAAGUAAAAACAUGUGGAUCAAAUCUUCAAGGACCUGCUGGUACAUUUACAUCACCUAAUUUUCCAAUCCAGUAUGAAAGCAAUUCUCAAUGUGUCUGGAUAAUUACAGCUAGCAACCUCAAUAAAGUAAUUCAAAUUAACUUUGAAGAGUUUGACUUGGAGAUUGGAUAUGACACAUUAACCAUUGGAGAUGGAGGGGAGGUUGGAGACCCCAGAACAAUACUACAAGUGCUGACUGGGAGUUUUGUCCCUGACUUAAUUGUAAGCAUGACGCAUCAGAUGUGGCUGCAUCUCCAAUCAGAUGAAAGUGUGGGAUCUAUCGGUUUCAAGAUAAACUAUAAAGAAAUUGAUAAAGAAAGCUGCGGUGAUCCAGGUACACCGUUGUAUGGCAUACGAGAAGGCAGUGGAUUUUCAAAUGGUGAUGUGCUGCGAUUUGAAUGUCAGUUUGGGUUUGAACUCAUUGGGGAAAGAACCAUUACCUGUCAAAACAAUAACCAGUGGUCUGCAAAUAUACCUAUCUGCAUAUUUCCUUGUUUAUCUAAUUUCACUGCCCCCAUGGGAACUGUCCUUUCUCCGGAUUACCCAGAGGGCUAUGGGAACAACAUGAAUUGUGUUUGGCUUAUCAUCUCAGAACCAGGGAGCAGAAUUCACCUUGCUUUUAAUGACUUUGACUUGGAGGCACCAUAUGACUUUCUCACUGUGAAAGAUGGAGAACUACCUGACUCAUCAGUUUUGGGGAGAUUUACGGGAGCAGAGGUCCCCUCCCACCUCACAAGUAAUACCCAUAUCUUGCGUUUAGAGUUUCAAGCUGAUCACUCGAUGUCUGGCAGAGGCUUUAAUAUCACCUAUAGCACUUUUGGUCACAAUGAAUGUCCAGAUCCAGGAAUUCCUAUAAAUGCCCGUCGCUUUGGUGACAAUUUUCAGUUAGGUAGCUCAAUUUCUGUGAUUUGUGAAGAAGGAUUUAUCAAAACCCAAGGAACAGAAACGAUCACUUGUGAAUUAGAUAAUGGAAAGGUAAUGUGGAGUGGACCCAUUCCAAAAUGUGAAGCACCCUGUGGUGGUCACAUCUCUGCCCCCAGUGGCGUAAUCCUUUCACCAGGCUGGCCUGGAUAUUACAAAGACUCUUUGAACUGCGAGUGGGUGAUUGAAGCUGAAAGUGGACAUUCCAUCAAAAUCAUGUUUGACAGAUUUCAGACUGAGCUCAAUUAUGACUUUUUAGAAAUUCACGAUGGACCUAAUCUCCUUUCACCUCUUAUUGGCUCUUACAAUGGAACCCAAGUCCCCCAGUUUUUGUUUAGCAGUAGCAAUCAUCUCUAUCUUCUCUUUACCACUGAUAACAGUCGUUCUAAUAGUGGGUUCAAAAUCUUCUAUGAAAGUGUGACAGUUGAUACAUACUCAUGCAUGGAUCCGGGAAUCCCAGUCAAUGGACUUCGAUAUGGACAAGACUUCUCCAUAGGAUCUACUGUUUCCUUUGGUUGUGAUCCAGGUUACAGACUCAGCCAUGAGGAACCUCUUGUGUGUGAAAAAAAUCACUGGUGGAGUCAUCCUUUACCUACUUGUGAUGCUUUGUGUGGUGGGGAUAUCAGAGGACCAGGAGGGACAAUUCUGUCUCCUGGAUACCCUGAGUUUUACCCAAACUCUUUAAACUGCACAUGGACUGUAGAAGUAAGCCAUGGAAAAGGAGUGCAAUUCACCUUCCACACGUUUCAUUUGGAGGAUCAUCAUGACUACUUACUAAUCACAGAGAAUGGCAGCUUUACUCAGCCAUUGGCACGGUUGACUGGCUCUGAACUCCCUGCAGCAAUCAACGCUGGUCUCUAUGGAAAUUUCAAGGCUCAGUUACGCUUUAUUUCAGAUUUCUCAAUAUCAUAUGAAGGAUUUAACAUUACUUUUUCAGAAUAUAAUCUUGAGCCGUGUGAAGAUCCAGGUACUCCGCGGUUCGGCAAACGGAUGGGCUACAACUUUGGUAUCGGAGAUACCUUGACAUUCUCCUGUAAUAUGGGGUACAGACUGGAGGGGGUGUCAGAGGUCAUUUGUCUUGGAGGAGGCCGUCGCAUGUGGAGCGCACCUCUGCCAAGGUGUGUGGCUGAAUGUGGGUCAUCAGUAAUCAACAACGAAGGCAUUCUCCUGUCACCCAACUACCCUCUGAACUACGAAAACAAUCAUGAAUGCAUCUACAGUAUCCAAGUGCAAGCAGGGAAAGGAAUCAACGUCUCUGCAAGGACCUUUCAUUUGGCACAAGGCGAUAUUCUAAAAAUAUAUGAUGGGAAAGAUAAUACAGCACAUGUGUUAGGAGCCUUCACUGGUUCAGCCAUGCUUGGUCUAACAUUAAUAAGUACAUCCAAUCACCUGUGGUUGGAGUUUUUCUCAGAUUCUGAAUCAACAGGAGAAGGCUUUAAGCUGGUCUAUUCCAGUUUUGAGCUCUCACAUUGUGAAGACCCAGGAGUGCCUCAGUUUGGUUACAAGAUCAGUGACCAGGGGCACUUUGCUGGCAGCACAAUUACUUACAGGUGCAACCCAGGAUACACACUUCAUGGAAGCAGCAUCUUAAAAUGCAUGACUGGAGAGAGAAGGGCAUGGGAUUAUUCCCUUCCUUCUUGUAUAGCUGAAUGUGGUGGCAGAUUCAAAGGGGAAUCUUCUGGAAGAAUCUUGUCUCCAGGCUACCCAUUUCCCUAUGACAACAACUUGAGAUGCACUUGGAUCAUUGAGGUAGACCCAGGCAAUAUUGUGAGUUUGCAGUUUCUUGCUUUUGAUACUGAGGCAUCGCAUGACAUCUUGAAAGUCUGGGAUGGUCCUCCUGAGAAUGAAAUGUCUCUGAAGGAAGUCAGUGGCUCCUUGCUCCCUGAGGGCAUUCACAGCACUCUGAAUGUUGUGACAAUCCAGUUUGAAACAGACUUCUACAUCAGCAAAUCUGGUUUUGCUAUUGAGUUCUCAAGCUCUGUUGCCACAGCCUGUCGUGACCCUGGCAUCCCUAUGAAUGGCAGCCGCAAUGGGGAUGGGAGAGAGCCCGGUGAUACUGUCACAUUCCAGUGUGACCCUGGCUAUGAGCUUCAGGGUGAAAUGAAAAUUACCUGCAUUCAGGUGGAAAAUAGAUACUACUGGCAGCCCAGUCCUCCUGUUUGCAUAGCUCCAUGUGGGGGUAAUUUAACAGGAUCCUCAGGAUUCAUUCUGUCACCAAACUACCCACAUCCUUACCCACAUAGCAAAGACUGUGACUGGUUAAUUGUUGUAAAUUCAGACUAUGUUAUAUCUCUUGCAUUUAUCAGUUUCAGCAUUGAGCCCAACUAUGAUUUCCUUUAUAUCUAUGAUGGACCAGACAGCAACAGUCAUCUAAUUGGUAGCUUUCAAGACAGCAAGCUGCCUGAAAGAAUUGAAAGCAGUUCAAACACAGUGCAUUUAGCAUUUCGAAGUGAUGGUUCUGUUAGCUAUACUGGUUUUCAUCUGGAAUAUAAAGCUAAGCUACGGGAGUCAUGCUUUGAUCCUGGUAGUGUAAUGAAUGGUACAAAACUUGGAAGUGAUUACAAGCUGGGAUCUACAGUUACAUACUACUGUGAACCAGGAUAUAUACUGCAAGGAUAUUCAACCUUAACAUGCAUCAUGGGGGAUGAUGGCAGACCUGGUUGGAAUAGAGCUCUGCCAGAAUGCCAAGCCCCCUGUGGGAGUCGUUCAACAGGUUCAGAGGGCACAGUAUUAUCACCUAACUACCCAAGAAAUUACACCAUUGGUCACAGUUGUGUGUAUGCCAUUUCAGUUCCAAGAGAAUUUGUUCUGUUUGGGCAGUUUGUACUCUUCCAGACAUCUCUUAAUGAUGUUGUUGAUGUUUAUGAUGGACCCAACCAACAGUUCCCUUUGCUCUCCUCCCUCUCAGGUUCUCAUUCAGGGGAGUCACUUCCUUUAAGUUCAGGCAAUCAAAUUACCAUCAAGUUUACAACAGUUGGUCCAGAAACAGCUAAAGGAUUUCAUUUUGUUUAUCAAGCUGUUCCACGGACAAGUGCGACCCAGUGCAGCUCUGUACCAGAGCCAAGAUUUGGGAAAAGGAUUGGAAAUGAUUUUGCAGUUGGCGCGGUGGUUCUGUUUGAAUGUAAUCCAGGAUACACUCUACAUGGAUCAACAGCUAUUAGAUGUGAAACAGUUCCCAAUGCUCUGGCUCAGUGGAAUGACUCUCUUCCCACUUGUGUUGGAAAAGUGAGGGAUGGCACCGCUGGAGAAUGGAGCACAUUUGAUCCCUACUUAGUGCUUUCUUCUUCCCAGGUGCCCUGUGGAGGAGUUCUAACGAAGCGCAGAGGAACCAUUCUGUCUCCCGGUUAUCCAGAGCCAUAUGACAACAAUUUGAAUUGUGUGUGGAAGAUCUCUGUGCCAGAGGGAGCUGGAAUUCAAAUUCAGGUUGUAAGUUUUGCUACAGAACAUAAUUGGGAUUCAUUAGAUUUCUAUGAUGGGGCAGAUAACAAUGCACCAAGACUUGGCAGUUAUUCAGGGACAACAAUACCACAACUUUUAAACAGCACAUCAAAUAGCCUAUACUUAAACUUUCAGUCAGAUAUCAGUGUGUCUGCUGCUGGAUUUCAUCUGGAAUAUACAGCAAUAGGUUUAGAUUCCUGCCCAGAGCCUCAAACUCCAAAUAAUGGAAUAAAAGUUGGUGACAGAUACAUGGUUGGAGAUGUUGUAUCUUUUCAAUGUGAUCAAGGAUAUUCUCUACAGGGGAAUACCUAUAUAACCUGUAUGCCUGGACCUGUAAGAAGAUGGAAUUACCCUGUUCCACUUUGUUUAGCCCAGUGUGGAGGCUCAAUGACUGAAUUCAGUGGUGUCAUUUUAAGUCCUGGGUAUCCUGGCAACUACCCAAGUGGCUUAGACUGCACAUGGACCGUAAAACUUCCUAUUGGUUUUGGUAUUCAUCUCCAGUUUCUGAAUUUCUCCACCGAGGCUAUCCAUGAUUAUUUAGAGAUACGGAGUGGAUUGUCAGAGACAGGCACCGUGAUUGACAGGUUCAGUGGGCCUCAAGUGCCAGAUUCCCUUUUCAGCACCACCCACGAAACCAGCUUUUAUUUCCACAGUGACCAUUCUCAGAGCAAACAGGGAUUUCACAUCAUAUAUCAAGCUUACCAGUUGCAAAGCUGUCCUGACCCCCGCCCUUUCCGAAAUGGAAUUGUGAUUGGAAAUGACUUCAGUGUAGGAAUGACCAUAUCCUUUGAGUGUCUUCCUGGUUAUUCCCUGAUUGGAGAGGCAGCAUUAACAUGUCUCCAUGGGAUCAGCAGGAACUGGAACUAUCCUCUACCUAGAUGUGAAGCUCUCUGUGGGGGAAAUAUUACAGCAAUGAAUGGUACCAUUUAUUCACCUGGACAUCCUGAUGAGUAUCCAAACUUCCAAGACUGCAUUUGGAAUGUCAGAGUUCCACCCGGAAAUGGCAUAUAUAUAAACUUCACAGUCUUACAAACAGAGCCCAUUUAUGACUUUAUCACUGUAUGGGAUGGACCAGAUCAAAACUCUCCACAGAUUGGACAGUUCAGUGGAAAUACAGCAUUAGAAUCAGUCUACACCACAUCAAAUCAAAUCCUCAUCAAAUUUCACAGUGAUUUUAGUGGAAGUGGAUUUUUUGUUCUGAGUUAUCAUGCUUAUCAACUGCGGGUGUGUCAGCCUCCUCCUGCUGUUGCAAAUGCAGAAGUACUGACUGAUGAUGACGAGUUUGAGAUAGGAGAUAUCAUCAAGUACCGAUGUCUACCAGGAUUUACUCUAGUUGGGAAUGAAAUUCUAACAUGCCGACUUGGGGAGCGCUUACAGAUGGAUGGGCCACCUCCAACUUGCCAAGUGCAGUGCCCUGCCAAUGAUAUGCGGUUUGAUUCCACGGGAGUCAUACUAAGUCCUGGUUACCCUGACAGCUACCCUAACCUUCAGAUGUGUGCUUGGAGUAUCUCCGUGGAGAAAGGAUACAACAUCUCCCUGUACUUUGAGUUCUUCCAGACAGAGAGAGAAUUUGACAUUCUUGAAGUUUUUGAUGGGCCAAACAUUCACAGCCCAACACUGGCUACACUCAGUGGGGAUUAUCCUACUCCUUUUAAUAUUACAACAACUGGGCACCAACUGUUUCUUCGCUGGUCUGCAGACCAUGGGACAAAUAAGAAGGGGUUCCGUAUCAGAUAUGUUGGUGAGUAUCAAACACUGUAUUGUAGCACUCCAGAUUCACCUGCUCAUGGAUCGAUCAUAAGUCAGACAGGAGGUCAUCUGAACAGUUUGGUCCGUUGGGCUUGUGAUCGAGGCUACAGACUUAUUGGAAAAAAUACAGCUGUUUGUAGGAAGACACCCUAUGGAUUUUAUACAUGGGAUGCUCCAGUUCCAGCAUGUCAAGCUGUUUCCUGUGGUGUACCUAAAGCGCCAGUUAAUGGAGGUGUACUGACUACUGACUAUUCCGUUGGUACUCGUGUAACCUACUUUUGCAAUGAUGGCUACAGGCUUUCGUCCAAGGAGCUUACAAGUGCUGUUUGCCAACCAGAUGGCACAUGGAGCAAUCAUAAUAAAAUUCCACGAUGCUCAGUUGUCGUUUGUCCCAGUAUUGGGUCUUUUUCACUGGAGCAUGGGAGGUGGAGGAUAGUGAAUGGUUCUCAUUAUGAAUACAGAACAAAGAUUAUUUUUAGCUGUGAUCCUGGUUACUACCGACUGGGACCCGUGUCUAUCCAGUGCUUGGCUAAUGGGAUAUGGAGCUGGAGAAAUGAGCGACCCCACUGUCAGAUUAUUUCUUGUGGGGAACUACCUACUCCUCCUAAUGGGAAUAAAAUUGGAACACAGACAACGUUUGGAGCUACAGCUAUUUUCACCUGUGAUGCUGGCUACAUGUUGGUUGGAUCAACAGUAAGGGAGUGUUUGUCAUCCGGACUGUGGAGUGGGUCUGAGACCAGAUGCCUUGCUGGACAUUGUGGUGUCCCUGAACCAAUUGUUAAUGGUCAAGUGAUUGGUGAGAACUUUGGUUAUAGAGAUACCGUGGUAUAUCAGUGCAUUCCUGGAUUUCGCUUGAUUGGCUCUUCUGUGCGCAUUUGUCAACAAGACCACAACUGGUCAGGUCAACUCCCAGCCUGUGUGCCUAUCAGCUGUGGCCAUCCUGGCAGUCCAAUUUAUGGCAGAACACUUGGCAAUGGUUUUAAUCUGAAUGAUGUUGUCACCUUCUCCUGUAACACUGGAUAUAUUAUGGAAGGACCUACACGGGCUCAGUGCCAGGCCAAUAGACAGUGGAGUCAUCCUCCACCGACAUGUAAAGGUGGGGAAAAAAUGGUCAACUGCUCUGACCCUGGAAUCCCAGCCAAUUCCAUAAGGGAGAGUAAGAUAGAGCAUGGGAACUUCACCUUUGGAACUGUAGUGUUUUAUGAUUGCAAUCCUGGGUAUUAUUUAUUUGGCUCAUCUGUGCUAACCUGUCAGCCUGUUGGUCAUUGGGAUAAACCAUUACCUGAAUGCAUUGUCAUUGACUGUGGUCAUCCUGGUUCACCUCCGAAUGGUAUUUUAAUUGGAGAUAAAUUCACAUUUGGGUCAACCGUGCGUUAUUCCUGCAUGGGAGGGAGAGAGCUUAAAGGACAAUCUACGAGAACCUGCCAGCUGAAUGGACACUGGAGUGCACCCAUGCCUUAUUGUUCAGGUGAUUCUUCAGGUACCUGUGGGGACCCAGGUGUUCCUGCACAUGGUGAGAGGGAAGAGAGUGACUUUAAAAUCCGAAGCAAGGUGCGCUUCACUUGUGCUACAGGGUACAUUCUUUAUGGUUCAGCCGAAAGGAUGUGCUUCCCCAAUGGAACCUGGUCAGGACGACAGCCAUCAUGCAAACCUGUGCAGUGUGGAAAUCCAGGGACCCCAACCAAUGGCAAGGUGUUCCGAAUUGAUGGGACAACCUUCUCCCACUCAGUUGUUUACUCAUGCAUGGAAGGAUACAUAUUAUCUGGCUCUUCUGGGAGACAAUGUCUGGCUAAUGGAACAUGGUCUGGAACCGCCCCUAACUGCACAAUGAUUAAUUGUGGGGAUCCUGGAAUUCCAGCUAACGGACUCAGAUAUGGAGAGGACUUUACUAUUGGACAAAAUAUAACAUUUAUUUGUCAGCCUGGGUAUAUAAUGGAGCCAUUAAGUUCAAUGACUCGUACCUGCACUAAAAAUGGCACAUGGAGUGGUGUUAUGCCAAUUUGUAAAGCUGUGACCUGCCCUGCUCCACCAGCAAUUUCCAGUGGAAUUCUGGAAGGGGCUGACUUUGAAUGGGGAACCAGUGUCAGUUACAGCUGUUCUUCAGGAUAUGAGCUGUCUUUUCCAGCUGUUUUAACUUGUGUUGGAAAUGGAACUUGGAGUGGAGAGGUGCCUCAGUGUUUACCCAAGUUCUGUGGUGAUCCAGGUGUUCCAGCUGAAGGAGUAAGAGAUGGGAAGAGCUUCAUUUACCAGUCAGAGGUCUCUUUCAGCUGUAAUCCCCCUUUCAUUCCAGUAGGCUCUACCACAAGAAUCUGCCAGGCAGAUGGAACAUGGAGUGGAUCUCAGCCUCGCUGUAUAGAACCCACACGAACAACAUGUGAGAAUCCAGGAACACCUCGACAUGGUUCACUUAACAGAACGUCAGGUUUUAAGGUAGGGAGUGUGGUAGAGUUCCAUUGUCAACCUGGAUAUCUUCUCCAAGGCUCAACAACAAGAGUGUGCAGAUCUGAUCUCACGUGGAGUGGACUUCAGCCAGAGUGCAUUCCUCACACCUGUAAACAGCCAGAGAGUCCUCCUCACGUCAAUGUGGUUGGAAUGGAUCUGCCUUCACUUGGAUAUACUCUGCUUUACAGUUGUCAGACUGGCUUUUUCCUCUCUGGGGGAUCAGAGCACAGAGUCUGCAAGUCCGAUGGCACUUGGACUGGAAAAAUGCCAGUGUGUCGAGCUGGAUCAAAAUUAUCAGAGAAAGUAAUUAAACCUGUUCCUGGGACACCCAGUCCAAAAUUAAAUGUUCCUGAUGAUGUGUUUGCUCCUAAUUACAUUUGGAAAGGUUCAUACAACUAUAAGGGAAAGAAGCAACCAAUGACUUUAAGUAUUACAAGCUUUAACACAACAACGGGUAGAGUUAAUGCUACAUUAACAAACAGUAACAUGGAGCUGCUGCUUUCAGGAAUUUAUAAGAGUCAAGAAGCAAGGCUGAUGCUACUCAUGUACCAUGCAAAAGCGUCAGCACACACUUCUCUGAACAAGAUUAAAGAUGUAACUUGGUCCAUGGAUGGUUUUGUUUCAGCAGAACCUGAUGGAGCAACAUAUGUCUUUCAAGGAUUCAUACAGGGUAAAGACUAUGGCCAGUUUGGACUUCAGCGAUUAGGUUUAAACAUGUCAGAGAGUAAUAACUCUUCAAAUCAGCACCAUGGUACAAAUAGUAGCUCUGUGGCCAUAGCAAUCCUUGUGCCUUUUUUUGCCCUGAUAUUUGCGGGAUUUGGAUUUUAUUUAUACAAACAGCGGACUACACCUAAAACACAGUAUACCGGCUGUUCAGUACAUGAGAAUAAUAAUGGCCAAGCAGCUUUUGAGAAUCCUAUGUACGACACAAAUGCAAAGUCAGUGGAAGGAAAAGCUGUUCGCUUUGACCCUAACCUUAACACCGUCUGCACAAUGGUAUAAUGAAGUCUACUGUAUGGAAACUAUUGAAUAUUUUUGAAUGCUUUGCAAACUGGAUUUCAUGAAACUUCAAGUCCAAAUGGUGCACAGCCACUGAUAUUUAAAGCACACUUUUCAGGAACCAAUGGGUCAUGUGCGUCUGGAGAAACAAAUAUGAAUCCAACAAAAUGUUUUAGAAGACUGAUGAAAAAAUUAUCUUCAUGAUCAAAGUGGAGAGUCCUUAAGCUACCUUUUGUGCACUCUGGGAGUGCUUGUUCACAAUUUAUUUUGUCUUUUUUAAAAGUAAAAGGAUCUGUAAAUCUACUUGCAUAUAUAUGAGGAGCAUUCACCACCUAUAUUUUUGUGCUAUAUGAUACCACUUGGGGUGGGUUUGGGUAAAGAGAUUAUAUAAGAGUUUAUACAAAUAUUUCAAAGAUGCUAUUCACUAAAAUAAAAAAAAUUGCCCA
Molecule: messenger RNA, 11409 nt
Organism: Lepisosteus oculatus (spotted gar)
Lineage: Eukaryota; Metazoa; Chordata; Actinopteri; Semionotiformes; Lepisosteidae
Gene: csmd3b
Product: CUB and Sushi multiple domains 3b
Source: RefSeq, a predicted model, not a curated record